AUGUCCGCGCAUUUGGCCGCGUGCGUGCAAGACUAUCUUGUCAACAUGCUGAACCUUGCCAAUCAAGACGCGAUCGAGACGACCCUUGCGAUUGCGUGGUGCGAGGGCGACCGUAAGGCUGGGCUGGGCUGUACGGAGGCUCAGCCAACAGUCACUCGCUGGCUAACCCUCGUCCUGCACGACGGCCGAGACCACGCUGAACACAAGACUCUGGCUCAUCUGUACCAUCACCACCCGCACCCUGCCUCUGUGCCGGAUUUGAAGGUGGCGCCAAGCCUUUACGGCCGGACAAAAGGCGGAACACGGUUUUCACUGCGCACUGCCUCUGACGAUCUAGCAGAUCACCCGUACAGCCAAGCACAACGUGGCGAGGAGGCCACUCGGGUGAUCGAGCAGUGA
Messenger RNA from Mixia osmundae IAM 14324, 399 nucleotides. RefSeq lists its product as uncharacterized. The coding region runs from base 1 to 399 and encodes 132 amino acids. The record is from RefSeq and is a predicted model, not a curated record. The transcript has 2 exons. Lineage: Eukaryota; Fungi; Basidiomycota; Mixiomycetes; Mixiales; Mixiaceae.